CUCAAGUCUCAAUCCGCCGCCCCUCCCUCCCACGCGUCGGCGCUCGCUCGGCCGCCCGCGCCGGUCGCGCCCCCUCCUGACGGCAGCGCUCGCCCGACCUGCCCUGCGCCUGCUGCGCGCCUCCUCCCGCGGCGCCCGCCCCCUUCUCCUCCACCCGCAGAUUGCUCAUAUGAAUGGGGAUACGCCGGGGGGCGGAUUGAUUUCGUGCUGGUACUGAUUUUGUUGAAGGGGGAUGGAAUAAUGUAUUUUCCCUCCUAUACCAACACCUAAGCUGUGAGUACCCUAUUUCAAGUGAAAUCAUGGCUCGCAAAGGAAAUCAAAGCAAAAGUGGACCCAAUCAUGCUUCGUCUAAUUGGCAAAGUACAGCUGAUGGCGAUGUACUAAGUACACCAGAAAGGGGCACCAUGGAUGGUGGAAAUCUGAGCUCACAUGGUCAAGGCAGAUCAAAGGGUUCUGAAGGAAGCAGUGAGAAGAAAGGAAGAAGCAGCAAAAAGAACAGCAGAAUUAAUAGCAUGUCAUCAUUGGGAAAACAGCAACAAAUGGAUACCAAUUAUGAUAUAAGUAGUUCAGAAGAAAAUGAGCUUCCAUCGAGAGGUACUAAAAACAGAAGAGGUAACAAGAAACCCUCAAGGCGUGGUUUUGGCAAAAGUUUUUGGAUAGAGCAGACUCCAUUGCCUGGAUUGGCAGAAAAUGUUCUGGAAAAGACCAGGUGCAUGGCGUGCAUGGCUUCAUCCAUCUUUAGAGCUUCCAUGAUGUAUCUAGUGGAACAAAGUAAAAGAUCCAUUGACAGAAAUAGGCCAACAAUCGACGCUUAUAUGGCAAUUGUGAACAAAGGGCGUGCCUAUGUCUUAAACAAAAUUGAGUAUAUUUAUCCCAUAGUUCGAACCUGGAUUCUUAAUGCUGGAAGGUUGAUGUUGCUCUUGUUGACAGUUUGGUUAGACUGCAAUGUGAGGGGUUUUGAUUCUUUGCUACGAUUGGGGACAAACUCCCUCCUUGCAGUACUUUGGUGCAGCAUGCUAUCAGUUCUUGCAAUGAUCGGGAUUAAAAAGAUGCUCAUAUUCAUGGUGAUUGCUGCUUCUGCAGCUGCCUUCAUUGGUCUAGGUUUUGCCAUCCUACUUAUCUCAGUGCUUGCAGUGGUGAUUUUGUGGUUUUAUGGAAGCUUUUGGACAACAAGUUCUGUAAUAAUUCUUGGAGGUGCUUCCUUUUUCUUGAAACGUGAACGAAUAGCUCUCCUUAUUGUCUGUUUAUAUUCGAUGUAUUGUGCAAGAAGCUAUGUUGGAUGGCUUGGAUUACUUUUGAGCCUCAACCUAUCCUUCUUUUCUAGUGACGUUCUAGUGCAGUUUUUGAAGAACAAAGUAGACAGUAAGAAAUCUAAUGGUUCUUCAAGGAGCUCAGAGCAAAGCUCAGGAGGAUCAGGCAACAUCUUUGAAGAAUUUCAGCCAUCAGCAGAUAACACCUCACAAGCUGGAUAUGCUCGAGCCUCAUAUCGAAACCCUGGUGAUCCUUCAACCAGUGGAGCUGAGAAAGAGCUGACAUCUGAAGAUGAAGUGGCACGUUUACUGAACUGCACUGACCACUAUUCAGCAUUAGGUUUCCGUCGAUACGAGAACAUAGAUGUAUCAUCUCUUAAGAGAGAAUACAAGAAAAAGGCUAUGUUAGUCCAUCCUGAUAAGAAUAUGGGCAAUGAUAAAGCUGCUGAUGCAUUUAAAAAGCUUCAAAAUGCAUAUGAGGUUCUUCUUGAUUCGUUGAAACGAAAGACAUAUGAUGAUGAGUUGAGGAGGGAGGAGCUCCUGAAUUACUUCAGGCGGUUUCAGAGUGUUUCUCAGAAGAAUGGAAGGAACGGUACUUUUCAACAUGGGUUCAGCCCUUCCGAAGGUGUUGAUGAAGAUCCUUAUGGUCUUUCAAGAAGAAUAGCCUGCAAAAAGUGUGGCGAUUUCCAUAUUUGGAUUUAUACGGGAAGAGCUAAAUCUCAAGCUAGGUGGUGUCAGGACUGCAAAGAUUUCCAUCAAGCUAAAGAUGGCGAUGGAUGGGUUGAACAGUCCUUUCAACCUGUUCUAUUUGGCAUGCUGCAGAAGCCAGAUUUACCUCAUGCGUAUGUUUGCGCAGAAAGCUACAUAUUUGAUGUCACUGAGUGGUUCAACUGUCAGGGAAUGAGAUGCCCGGCAAACACACACAAGCCCAGCUUUCAUGUCAAUGCCAGCAUGGCAAAGCAGAAUAGUGGCAAGGGAAGCACCUCGGCACAGAGGGGUGGUAAGGUCCCGAAUGGCGCAAACAUGGAUGGAGGACUCAACGAGGAUGAGUUCUUCGAGUGGUUCCAGAACGCGGUUAAUUCUGGCAUGUUUGAAAGUUCAUUCGGCGAACAAGGCGACCCAACAUCUCCUGGCAGUGGAAGCAAUGCAAAGGGUAGCAGUAGUAAUAGCAGUGGUAGGAAGAAAAAGAAAGGAAAGAAACAGUGGUAAGUGAAGCGAAGCAGGUUGGGUUUGGCGAUCACAACUCGGGCAGAGGAAAAAGGAAACAGAAUAAACGUUUGAUUAUGCAAAAAAAAUAUAACUCCCCAAAAUUGGUCCCGACUCGAUGGUUGGGGAACCCUGGGAUGCCAUUGAACAUCCCGGUUCUACAUGGAGUGUUGGUUGAUGCUAAUCUGUCGUCCUGGCCAUUGGGAAGUUGCCCGUGCCCUGUCGCGAAAAAGCUACAAUCGAAAUGCAAAAUUUAUGUAGAUCUGUUAAGAUUAUGUGUGCAUAAAAAUUGCAGGUGAUAUAGCAUGAGCUCUAUUA
Messenger RNA from Setaria italica (foxtail millet), 2774 nucleotides. RefSeq lists its product as uncharacterized. The coding region runs from base 300 to 2459 and encodes 719 amino acids. The transcript has 10 exons. The record is from RefSeq and is a predicted model, not a curated record. Lineage: Eukaryota; Viridiplantae; Streptophyta; Magnoliopsida; Poales; Poaceae.